UAUGUCUUAAGCUCUGUGUCUUGACACUUUUCUAUGCCUUAUUACAUUUCAAACUGACUCACUUAAGAUAGUUGAAUAUCCUGUGAAGACUUUAUAGGGUACUGUUCGGUCACUGACAUGUUUGUUAGGUAACAGCCAAAUUUAUACGUUAAUAAAUGUGCGUUUAUAUGUAAAGAGACACUAGGUCUUUCUGCAGGUGAUCUGAUUGGUCCAUCAUGUGGGCGUGGGCAUUACUUCCUGUCACAAUGGCAGUGUUUGGGAUUAUUGGGAUGUGGGCUGUGUUUGCCAUAGCAGUGUUCAAUAACACUGUUAAUAUAAAGGAAGAAUUCCCUUUCAUCAGCACAUGUGGCUCAUACAACCCCCAGAGCUGCCUGUUUUCUCAGAUCUGCAACAUAUGCAGUGUGUUGGCUAUGUGGAUUGUCACAAUUCGAUUUCAGCAGGUCCGUGAUUUGGGUUCUGGGUCCCGUUUAAACACAGCCAGUUUUGUGCUUGGCUUCAUCUCUAGCAUUGGGAUUUCUAUUAUAGGAAACUUCCAGCAAUCCAUAGUGAUGGGGGCUCAUCUGCUCGGAGUGCUCUUAACCUUCUUCCUGGGAUUGGCUUAUUUCUGGGUCCAGGUGUGGCUUUCGUACUACAGACCGCUCUCACAUCGCAAGUGGGUGGUGUCAGUGCGCAUCAUCCUCUGUUGCCAGUGUACUUUUUUGGUCAUCUGCAUUUUUGUUCUCUAUACCACAGGGUUUCGCUCUGAAGCUGCCGUAUGUGAGUGGAUUCUAGUCAUGUGUUUUUUUGCACUCUUUGCGAUUUUUGCAGCAGAGUUCAGGCACAUUGACUGCCACAAGCUCACCGUACAGUGCAAGGAAAGGAAAAGUGCCCGUGAUGAUUAUUGUGUGUGGACGAUACAGGAGAUUCACUGAGGAGCAGCUGGCAAGUUGUGGCUGUGUGGUACUCGGACAGAUACAUACAAGUUGAACGAAAUCACCAUUUAGUGUGGAAAAAAUGACCUACAACCUGCACAACUCAGCUAAAUGCA
Molecule: messenger RNA, 1027 nt
Organism: Carassius auratus (goldfish)
Lineage: Eukaryota; Metazoa; Chordata; Actinopteri; Cypriniformes; Cyprinidae
Product: modulator of macroautophagy TMEM150B-like
Exons: 6
Coding region: 216-911 (231 amino acids)
Cellular component (GO): plasma membrane
Source: RefSeq, a predicted model, not a curated record